This is a messenger RNA of Pungitius pungitius (ninespine stickleback), 852 nucleotides long. Its product is annotated as ubiquinol-cytochrome-c reductase complex assembly factor 6. Lineage: Eukaryota; Metazoa; Chordata; Actinopteri; Perciformes; Gasterosteidae. The coding region runs from base 275 to 505 and encodes 76 amino acids. The transcript is spliced from 3 exons. The record is from RefSeq and is a predicted model, not a curated record. Gene Ontology annotation, biological process: mitochondrial respiratory chain complex III assembly. Gene Ontology annotation, cellular component: mitochondrion.
AUUUCUUGUCUUGCAUCUCCGUGUUAGCUAGCAGCAUGACCUGCGUGCGGCUCCCAAUGACAGACCUUUGGAUUGAAUUGUCACUAUGGUGAAAGUUAGUUUCGUAUUGCACUCUUUUAUUUAAAGGCAGUGAGAAAAAACAAGGUACGGUCCUACUAGCGUCAGUUUGUGUCUUUAAAUAUGUUCUCAUAUAUGGUGUUCUAACAUUACAUCACGGCUAACAAGGUUAGCCUCCACACUGGAUUUGCUGAUCAGGUAGAGGAGGUCUGUGAAGAUGCCAGCAGGUGUGUCUUGGCCCCGUUACCUGAGGAUGUUAGGGGCCAGUAUGCUGGCCAUGUUUGCAGGGGCUCAGGCCGUGCACCAGUACUACCUACCUGAUCUGAGUAUCCCAGAACUCCCCCCGAAGCCCGGGGAGCUUAAGACGGAACUGCUCGGCUACAAAGUCAGAGAGGAAGCUACUGCUGCGUUACAGCAGUUUAAAGCAGAACAAGAAAAGGUGGACUGAUGUGGAAUUUCAAUGUCCUCAGUCUGAUGGACACACGCUUUAUUGGGCCAGCAGCGACGGGACAUCUACAAAUGUGUUGUCUAUCAAUGGAGCAUCAAACAGGAUCAGGAUCAGAUACAGUGUGACCAGACAUAUUUUGACCUGAAAACCCCCAUGCCCCCACAGGUUUUUAGUUUAGUGAAUGUAAAGUUGUAUGUAACCACUCCCACAUUUGGUCAGUUUUCAAACGACUUCAUUGCAGUGUGCAGCGUCGUGAGUCUUGCCGUGUUCAUCCUGUGAUGGUUUUGUUGUUGAAUGUAUCGUCACUUUGUUAAUUCUCUUAUUAAUACAUUUGCUACCAACACAAA